AUGGACAAACAGUCAUAUCGGUUGUCUUCUAUGUGGAUCCAUCACAUGGUUGAUACCAAUGUGAGAGCUUUGCAAAAGCAUUUGUCAAACACGAAUCGAGGAUUGAGUCAGAGUCAGGCUGUAGGGGCGAAAGAAAGUUCUGUGAAAGAUAAGGAGGAGGGGAGGAACCUGCUGGCUCAGAGACUUAAGUUUAAGAAGGUUUUAGUUGUGCUUGAUGACAUAGAUCAUAGAGACCAAUUGGAUUACCUAGCAAAGGAACUUGUUUGGCUUGGCAAUUGUGGUAGGAUUAUUGCAACCACUAGAUACAAGCAUUUGAUUGGAGAAAAUUUAUGA
This is a messenger RNA of Solanum stenotomum, 333 nucleotides long. Its product is annotated as TMV resistance protein N-like. Bases 1 to 333 code for a protein of 110 amino acids. The transcript has 3 exons. Lineage: Eukaryota; Viridiplantae; Streptophyta; Magnoliopsida; Solanales; Solanaceae. The record is from RefSeq and is a predicted model, not a curated record. Gene Ontology annotation, biological process: defense response.